Rangifer tarandus platyrhynchus (Svalbard reindeer) is the source of this 324-nucleotide messenger RNA. Lineage: Eukaryota; Metazoa; Chordata; Mammalia; Artiodactyla; Cervidae. The record is from the annotation of a GenBank genome assembly.
AUGUCAGCAGCAGGCCUCUGGCUUUCAGGAGCUAAUAUUCUACAAUGUUCUGGUUUCAUGGUGCCCAGUGACAAAGAAAUUGAGUUGAGAAGAUUCAAACACAACAGUUUUGCCACCAAGAGGCAGCCACCCAUUCAUUCAUUGCUUGACGAAUGCCCAGUCCUAUCCAUUACUCUGCAUGCAGGCAACAAGAGUGGGUCACAGUUGGCUUAUAACAGACUCAACUGGCUUCAUACUCUUGCCCCGUUCCUUAUCCUAUCCUCCUGCCCCCUGCUCUCCAGUUCCUGGCAAGGAAUAGUGCACAGCAACCAAAACCCCAUCUAG